AUGAUAUUUAUAAGUUAUUUUAAUUUAAAAAAUAUAAUAAGAAUCAUCGAGAAAGACAACUAUAUCAUAUGUAUACAUGUGAUACUAGGUCGGGACCAUCAAUCACCAACAAAUCUUCCACGAUCAAUUGCUCCUCCUUCGCCGCUUGACACAUCCCACAUACUCAAAAACAUCAAAUCUUUCACACCCUUCAUCCCAUUUCAAUUCAAAACUCCAAUCACUACCACCACCACCAUGCCCUCCCCCACCACAAAAACCCAAGCCCACAACCUCCUCCUCCGCCGCUACGAAAUCGGCCACGUUCUCGGCCACGGCAGCUUCGGCAAAGUCUACGUCGCCCGUAACGUUCAAACCAAUGAACUCGUCGCCGUAAAAGUCAUCGACAAAGACAAGAUCCUCAAAGGCGGCCUCAUCUCCCACAUAAAACGAGAAAUCUCCAUCCUCCGACGUGUCCGCCACCCCAACAUAGUCCAACUCUACGAAGUCAUGGCCACAAAGACCAAAAUAUUCUUCGUCAUGGAAUAUGUUAAAGGCGGCGAACUCUUCACCAAAGUCGCUAAAGGUAGGUUAAAAGAAGAAGUCGCACGUAAGUACUUUCAACAGCUUAUUUCUGCAGUAGGGUUUUGCCAUGCACGUGGGGUUUUUCAUAGGGAUUUAAAACCCGAAAACAUAUUGUUAGAUGAAGAUGGUGAUCUAAAGGUGUCUGAUUUUGGUUUAAGUGCGAUUUCUGAACAGAUUUGUGGUGAUGGUUUGUUUCAUACUUUUUGUGGGACUCCGGCUUAUGUUGCUCCUGAGGUGUUAAUGAGAAAAGGGUAUGAAGCGGCUAAGGUUGAUAUUUGGGCUUGUGGGGUGAUUUUGUUUGUGUUAAUGGCAGGUUAUUUGCCGUUUAGGGAUCAGAAUGUUAUGGUUAUGUACCAGAAGAUUUACCGAGGGGAGUUUAGGAGGCCGAGGUGGUUUUCGCCGGAGUUGACAAGGUUGUUGAAACGGAUGUUGGAUACGAAUCCAGAGACACGGAUUAGUAUACCGCAGAUUAUGGAGGAUAAGUGGUUUAAGAAAGGGUUUAAGCAUGUUAGGUUUUAUGUUGAGGAUGAUAAGGUUUGUAGUGUGAAGGAUGAGGAGGGUGAGGAGGAGUUUGUUGAGUAUAGUUCGGAUCAGUCUUUGUGUGAAUCCGAUGGUGAGAUCGAGGGGAAGAGGCGGUCGGUUAGCUUGGUGAGACCAGUGAGUUUGAAUGCGUUUGAUUUGAUAUCAUUUUCGUCUGGUUUUAGCCUCUCGGGAUUGUUUGAAGAUGGAAGUGAAGAGUCGAGAUUUGUGUUGGGGGCUAAGGUUUCUAGCAUUGUGUUGAAGCUGGAAGAGAUAGCUAAAACGGUUGGUUUUUCGAUUAGGAAAAAAGAUUGCAAGAUUAGUUUAGAGGGGACGAGAGAAGGGGUUAAUGGCCCGUUGGUAAUCACAGUUGAGAUAUUUGAAUUGACACAUAAUUUGAGACUUGUAGAAAUUAAAAAGAAAUCAGGUGACAGAAAAGAAUAUGAAGAGUUUUGUGAGCAAGAGCUCAGACCGCGCUUGCAGCCUCUGAUGCUGUCGGGUUCUGGUGAAUCAUCAAGUAUGCCAUCUGAUAGAGAUGAAUCAAGAAACCGGAGUUAAAAGGUUAUGAUCUAAUUACAAUUUCUUACUCUUUUUGAUCUUGUUAAUUGGUUUCUUGAGGCUAAAUUGCUAAUUUUUAGUAGUAAAAGUUAUUAAUUUUGAAUCCUUUUGUUGUUGUUCUGCAUAAGGCUAAUUGAC
Helianthus annuus (common sunflower) is the source of this 1776-nucleotide messenger RNA. Its product is annotated as CBL-interacting serine/threonine-protein kinase 12. NCBI's taxonomy places the organism in Eukaryota, Viridiplantae, Streptophyta, Magnoliopsida, Asterales, Asteraceae. Gene Ontology annotation, biological process: protein phosphorylation; signal transduction. The record is from RefSeq and is a predicted model, not a curated record. Bases 1 to 1638 code for a protein of 545 amino acids. Gene Ontology annotation, molecular function: protein kinase activity; ATP binding. The transcript has a single exon.